CCAGAGUUCUCCACUACUACUCAGCAUUUUUCAGAGUAGAACCUUCACUCUGCUAUCCCCCAUAUUCCUGUGUUUCCUUUGAAAAAAAAAGAAGAAGAAAAAACAUGUCUAGGUUUUUUGGAUUCUUCUUUGUGGGUCUUACGUUGUUGUUGGUCGGUGUGGCAAAUGCUAUGGCUAACUCUUCCAACAAAUUUGAUCAACUCUUCCAACCAAGUUGGGCUUUUGACCACUUUAUUCAUGAAAGGGAUCUUCUCAAACUCAAACUUGACAAAUUUUCCGGGGCUGGUUUUACUUCCAAGAGCAAGUAUAUGUUUGGGAAAGUUACCAUCCAGCUUAAGCUCGUGGAAGGUGACUCUGCUGGAACAGUCACUGCUUUCUAUAUGUCAUCGGACGGUCCAAGCCACAACGAGUUUGAUUUUGAGUUUCUAGGCAACAUCACAGGGGAACCUUACUCGGUCCAAACCAACGUGUAUGUGAACGGUGUGGGCAACAGGGAGCAAAGGCUCAACCUUUGGUUCGACCCCACCAAGGAUUUUCACUCAUACUCUAUCUUCUGGAAUCAACGUCAAGUUGUAUUUUUGGUGGAUGAGACACCAAUAAGGGUGCACACAAACAUGGAGCACAAGGGAAUUCCAUUUCCUAAGGAUCAACCCAUGGGUGUGUAUAGUUCAAUUUGGAAUGCUGAUGAUUGGGCCACGCAGGGUGGUCGCGUAAAAACAGAUUGGAGCCACGCACCCUUCAUUGCCACAUACAAGAACUUUGAGAUCAAUGCUUGUGAGUGUCCCGUGUCAGUGGCUGCAAUGGAUAAUGCUAAGAAGUGCACUAGCAGUGAGGGCAAGAAGUAUUGGUGGGAUGAGCCUAAUUUGGCUGAACUCAACUUGCACCAGAGCCACCAGCUUAUGUGGGUUAGGGCAAGACACAUUUUCUAUGACUAUUGCACUGACACUGCUAGGUUCCCGGUCUCGCCUGCUGAGUGUGUCCAUCACCGUCACAACUGAGCAAAAAAUAAUUUAUUAAAAUUAGUCUUUCAUAUUUUGUUCUAAUUUUAAGGGAAGUUAUGAAGAUAGGAUUGGGGAAUAAGAAAAGAAAAUGGUGGGUGGAGAACAAAGUUGUGGAACAUGUCCUCCAUGUUUCUGCUUGUAAUAUAUUGCCACAGUAUAACUAAUGUGAAUUAUUGGUUUUUCUUCUUGUAUA
Glycine soja is the source of this 1194-nucleotide messenger RNA. RefSeq names its product xyloglucan endotransglucosylase/hydrolase protein 9-like. Gene Ontology annotation, biological process: xyloglucan metabolic process; cell wall biogenesis. The record is from RefSeq and is a predicted model, not a curated record. Gene Ontology annotation, cellular component: apoplast; cell wall. Gene Ontology annotation, molecular function: hydrolase activity, hydrolyzing O-glycosyl compounds; xyloglucan:xyloglucosyl transferase activity. Bases 105 to 998 code for a protein of 297 amino acids. The transcript is spliced from 4 exons. Lineage: Eukaryota; Viridiplantae; Streptophyta; Magnoliopsida; Fabales; Fabaceae.